This is a messenger RNA of Heterocephalus glaber (naked mole-rat), 4131 nucleotides long. The record is from RefSeq and is a predicted model, not a curated record. NCBI's taxonomy places the organism in Eukaryota, Metazoa, Chordata, Mammalia, Rodentia, Bathyergidae.
AAAGUCGAGAACACCCACAGCCCCUCCUGGAUGCCCACCAGUGUCACCAUCCCCGCGGACCUCACCCUCCCCAGCCAGCUGAUAUUUGAGGGAGUGAGGGGCAGCACGACCUACGUAGACAUCUCUCUGGAUGCCCUGUCCAUCCAUCUGGGUACCUGCCAUCGGGUCUACGUGAUGCAAACCUGCAGCUUUAAUACCCUAGAUGAUCUCUGUGGCUGGAGCUGGGUCCCCACUGCCUCUGGGGCCAAGUGGAGCCCAUGGAAGGUCUCAUCAGGGCAGCCAGGCGUGAGGCCCAACAACGACUUCUCCAGCCCUGGUAGAGGCUUCUACAUGCUCCUGGACCCCAAGAAUGCAAAGCCUGGGCAGAAGUCGGUCCUCCUGAGUCCACCGAGCCGCGUGGCUGUCUGUCUGAUGCUGUCCUUCCAUUACAUCCUGUGGAGCUGGGCUCUGGGCACAGCCCUCCUGGUCUACGCCUCAGUUUCCAGCAGCAUUCGGAAACACACACUCUUCUCGGGACAACCCGGGCCUAACUGGCAGCGUGUUUCUGACAAUUACACUGGACAAGGACAGAUAGAGUUCAGCGUGGUGGGCGUGUUCGGCGAGACCCCAGAGCUGGCAGUGGCAGUGGAUGAAAUCAGCAUUGCUCCCUGUGAGGAGAGCUUUCCCCAGUGAGACUUUGAGGACAGCACCCACCCGUUCUGUGACUGGACCCGUGUGUCAGGGGAUGGCAGCUGCUGGGCCUGGGGAAGUGAAAAUAUGUCCACUCACAUCACCGGCCCCUUGGAAGGGGAUUGGCAGGUGCCACGGGGUGGAGGAGGAUGCAAGCACUGUGUCUACCUGGAGGUAGAUAGGUCCUCCCAGGUUGAUAGGUCCACGAGGCUGGUGAUCCGGCCCUUCUGCACCCCAGGCAAUGUCUGCUUGGAGUUCUCAUAUCACAUGUACAGUCUCGGAGAAGGCACCUCGCUCAGGCUCCUGCUCGGGGGCCCUGCGGGCAGUACUCCCACCCUGCUAUGGGACCGCGUUGUGUCGCAGAAGCCCAACUGGCUGAACGCCACUGUCACCAUCCCUUCGGGACAUCAGCAGCCCAUGCAGCUGAUCUUGGAGGCCAUCCGCGGUAGCAAUGCUGCCUUUGUGGUCGCUGUGGGUUUCAUCUUGAUCAGUCAAGAGACUUGUCGAGGGAGGAGGACACUUAAGCCCAGGAAGAGUCACACCCUGAAGAGACCAACUGACGGGACCACUGUCCCCAUAGAAAAGCCCACUGUCCUCACUGAGGAGAACACUCUCCCUAUAGAAAAACCCACCAUCUCAGCUGAAGGACCUAUUGUCCCCACUGAAGAGACGACCAUCCCUGCUGAAGAGACCAUUGUCCCCAUCAAAGAGCCCCCCAUCUCCACAGAAAAAUCCCCUCUCCUCACUGAAAAGCCCGAAGCUUGUACACCCUCUUGUCCCAGUUCCACUCUUCUGCCCUUGGGGCCAACAGCCAUGGCGACACCUCCAGAUGCUCCGACUGCCUCCAUGACCAGCGGUGCCCCAGCCACCACAGUGAGCUGCCUCUCAAAUGCCCACUAUGAGCCUUGUGCGUGCCCAGUGUCCUGUGAGACCCUCAAUCCCAGUUGUGGGCCACUCUGCCAGCCAGGCUUCGUCUGCAAUCCUGGAUUUCUGCUCAGUGCCAUCCAGUGCAUCAAUGCCUCGUCCUGCAACUGCACCUAUGGCGAUAAGAGCUACAAGCCUGGGGAGCAAUGGUUCAGCCAAAACUGUGCAGAGCAUUGCUGCUGCUGGCCAGGUGGUUGAGUGGAGUGCCAGCUCUCUCAGUGUGGACACACUAUGUGCCAGCUGAAGAAUGACCAGUACGGAUGCCCCCCGUACAGCGGCACUGCCACUUGCUUGGUGUACGGAGACCCUCAUUAUGUCACCUUUGAUGAGAGGCACUUUGGCUUCACGGGCAAAUGCACGUACAUCUUGGCCCAGUCCUGCCGCAACUCCACAGAGCCAUUCUUCAGGGUGACAGCAAACAAUGAGGAAUAGGGACAGGAAGGUGUGUCCUGCCUGAGCAAAGUCUAUGUGACCCUGCUGGAGACCACGGUCACACUGCUCCGGGCGAUGCACAGUGGUGUUGAGGGCCAUCGAGUCACUCUGCCAGCCAUGCCUGCUAAAGGUGUCUUUGUGGGUCCAAGUGGGCAAUUUGUGGAGCUGCAGACAGCGUUGGGCCUACGUGUGAGAUGGGACAGCCAGCAGCAGCUGUUUGUGACAGAGUCCAGCACCUAUGCAGGCAAACUCUGCAGUGGUUUCUGUGGCAACUAUGAUGGGGAGAGCAGCAACGACAACCUGGCCGAUGGUAACCCAGCACGGGAUGAUGAGGAGCUGGGGAAUAGCUGGCAGGUGGUUGAGGGUGAGGACAGGGAGUGCCUGCAGAACUGGGCAGAUUUCCCAUCCUGUGAAGCGGCCUUGAAGAGCACUAUAUCGGGGCCCAGGUUCUGCAGCGGCCUGGUGGACUCCUGAGGACCGUUUGAGGCCUGCCUGCUGCACCUGAAGGCCUCUUCCUUCUUCAACAACUGUAUGUCAGACCUGUGCAGCUACCAGGGGUUCCCGGUGAUGUUGUGCGCCCACCUGUCAGCCAUGACCGCAGCCUGCCAGGAUGCUGGCUACCCCGUGAAGCCCUGGAGGGGACCCCAGUUCUGCCCCCUGGCCUGCCCUCGAAAUAGCAGGUACUCCCUGUGCGCCAGCCCAGCGUGCUCGGACACCUGCCGUGCAGCCUUUUCCAACAAGCCCUGCCCGGGCCACUGUGUGGAAGCCUGUGAGUGCAACUGGGGCUUCAUCCUCAGCGGCCUCGAGUGUGUCCCCUGGGCCCAGUGCAGGUGCCUCAGCCCCUCAGGGAGCUACUUCAAGGUGGGGGAGUGGUGGUACAAGCCAGGCUGCAAAGAAUUUUGUGUCUGCCGAGGCAACAACCACAUUCACUGCCAGUCCUGGAGGUGUCAGGCCCAGGAGGCCUGUGGCCACCAGAAUGGCCAGUAUGGCUGCUAUGGCCAAGGUUCUGCCACCUGCACCGCCUUGGGUGACCCCCACUACCUAACAUUUGAUGGAGCCCUGCACCACUUCCUGGGCACCUGUACCUACACCUUGACCCAGCCUUGCUUGUCCCAGUACUUGGAGAACCACUUUGUUGUGAGCACCACCAGUGAGAUUCGAGAUGGGGACUUGCAGGCCUCCUAUGUCAAAGCUGUCCACGUGCAGGUCUUCGACCUCAAGAUUUCACUGAUCAAAGGCUGCAGGGUUGUGCUGAACGGCCUUCGGGUGAACCUACCUGUGUGGCUGUCGAAAGGCUGGGUGGCCAUUAGGCUCAGUGGCUCCUUUAUCCUGCUCUACACAAACUCUGGGCUUCAGGUUCGCUACAAUGGGAACCACCUGGUGGAAGUGACAGUACCAUCCUCCUAUGCUGGCCAGCUCUGCGGGCUCUGUGGGAACUACAACAACAGCAUGAAUGACAAUCUGCGCCCAGAUGGGAAACCUGUGGGCAGCGCCUCUCAGCUGGGGGCCGCCUGGCGGUCCUCAGGAGGCUCCGAGCCUGGUUGCUUCCUGGGGGGCGCUGAGCCCUCCAGCUGCUCAGAGGACAACACGGAGGACAUGUGGAGUAAGGACUGUGAGAUCUUGGUGAACCCUCUAGGGCCCUUCUCCAACUGCCACCGGCUGGUGCCCCCGCAGGCCAGCUUCGCCAGCUGUGUACAGGGCCAAUGUGGGACCAAGGGCGACGCCCUGGCCCCGUGCAGCUCCCUGCAGGCCUACGCGUCCCUGUGCGCCCUGGCCGGCCAGGCUCCUGCCUGGCGGGACCACAGCCACUGCCCCAUGGCAUGUCCACCCAACACCAUGUACCAGAGCUGCGUGACACCCUGCCCGGAGUCCUGUGCCAAGCUGGUGGCCCCUGGGGAAUGUGAGGGCCCUGCGUGGAAGGCUGUGCCAGCCUGCCUGGCUAUGCCUAUAGCAGCACCCAGAGCCUCCCCCUGGCCAACUGUGGGUGCACCACCAACGGCGUCUGCUACCAAGUCUGAGUGCAGUGGGAGGCCCCAGGGAGCUGAGGCACUGAUGAAGCCAGAGCCCCCACCCCACCCUGGCCCUUCUUCCUUUCUGGCUGGGUGA